Somion occarium is the source of this 2240-nucleotide messenger RNA. NCBI's taxonomy places the organism in Eukaryota, Fungi, Basidiomycota, Agaricomycetes, Polyporales, Cerrenaceae. The record is from the annotation of a GenBank genome assembly.
AACAACAACGCGUCAACAAAACUCAUUUCACCUCCUCAGUGCAUCCCGGCUAUUACCAUUGGUAGAACCACCAGUAACUACCAGCGUGUUCCCCACGCGUCUCUCCAGUCUCUAAUGGACGUUGCUACCCUCCGUGCUGAAAUCAAGUCUUGGGAACGCGAGUUCAAAUCCCAGCAUGGCCGUGAGCCUACCAUCCAGGAAAUCAAGCAGUUGCCGGCAAUUGCGGAAAAGUACAAACUCUACAGGAAACUUUCCAAAAACGCUUCAUCUGCGUCCAGCUCUUCGCAAGUCCCUCUGCAUCCCCCUUCCAUGCCGCCAAAGUCUAAGCCACGUCCGUCAUCUUCGGCCAUCCUCUCCAAACCCCGUGCGGUCAAGACCGACGGUCCUCCAAUAACCUCUAAUCCAUUCUCUCCGGCGAAGAAAAGAAUCCAGCAUCGAGACCUGUCGCCGACGCCGUCUUUCUCCAUUCUACCUGAGCUCACACUUUCUGCUCGUGCGAAUCCAUUCAGCACGCCUCGCAAGAACAAGGACAAAUCGAAAUUAAAACCUCAUGCAGCUAAAAUUUCUCGGGAUCCGUCACCAGACCCAUUUCCCCUCAUUCAGCCAUUAAUGUCAACGUCCAUGCAACCACCACCUCCGCCAUCUUCGUCAUCGCAUUCCCAGCCUACCUCUUUCGUCCACCUCACCCCUCAAGACAAAUCAAAUGGUACUUCAUCCGCCGUAACGCGAGCACGAAAGCGUCUUCGCGGAGAGCCGGUCUCGCCCUCUCCUGUCAAAGAGAAACGCGCACGAGUAAUAACCUCUCAAUCUACCCUCAACUUCGUCAAAGGACAUGUCAAUGGAAGCAGAAGCUCUCGACUUCUAUUGGAUGAAGAUAGUGACCUCAGUGAUGGUCCCCACGGUCCCGGAGACGAUCCUAUCAUUGAGGAUGCGUCAUUCAUCGAGAACACACCUAUGAAACCUCCGGUAGGCGGUAAAGCGUUCAUACAACUCUUCGAAGAAGCCCCCGCACGGCAGAACCAAGACGUCAUCGCCGCAAGACAGCGGCCCAUUGCGCGAUCUCAAUCUCGUGUCACUAAAUCUAUUAUGAAUAAUGGUUUAUCUGGGAGUGUUGCUGAUAGGAACCACCGAAGGAAUCAGUCGAGGGCAUUGACCCCGGAUUCAGGCGAUGAUGAAGGUGAAUCGUGGGCUGGCGGAGGGAAGAAAAUCAAGGCACUGAGCCUCUCGGUCUCUGCCUCCGCCACCACGUCUGCAAACGGUCGUGUGAGUGGCGUAAAGCCGAAGGUCCAGAAGAAGCGCAUUCCGCAAGCGUUAUUACCAGGCAAGGACGACUUAUGGUCUGCAGUCGGUCCGUCUACGGCACCGAAAAACAACCCUCCCCCAGAAUUACCGAAACGUACCUCUGGCAUGAAGCGCACGUCAUCUGAUAUUGAGAUGGAUGGCCCUGAGAACGACAACGUUCCUGCUAUUUCAUCGACGUUGGCAUCAUCAAAGUCGCGAGACAAAUCGAAAUCUGGGGUGCAAUUACCUCCUUCACCUCCGCCGACGUCGAAAGCGGGCGCUCAAGCGAAGGGGAAAGGGAAAGCAAAGGCGCUGCAAAGUGUGGCUGCGAUCAGUCGCAAGAAAGCAAGGCUUUUGAAGGAGUUAGGCGAUAGUGAAGACGACGAUGCGGAGAAUGAAGAUGAUAGCAAUGAAGAUGCCAAUGUGAAAGUUGUCGACUGGAGUUGGAGGCACAGACAUCUUUCUAGGGAUGGAAGCGAACCAGCACCGGCAGGUUCAGACGAAGACUAUGACCCAACAAGUCGACUACUACACCCUCAAGCCUCUUCAACGUCUUUUGCUCCUCCGGUAUCUACUGAAGUAGAGGGCACAUGCGAGAUCAACCUUCCCUCCGACUUGCAACGCGUCCUUGCACUCUCGCCAACUCAUACUAAUGCUCUGGUCCGCGACAAAGCUGAAGAGAAGGUCGUAAAGGAACUGUUAUAUGGGAGUCGAGAGAUGCAUUAUGAUCCUAAGCGGGGCGGUAUUAUUUGGGACGUUGGUGAGGAUGAUCAGAGUGAAGGUGUGGAAGGUGGUGAAGAUGAUUGGGAAGGUGAACCUGUCCCUUGGGAGGUUGGGGAGUUAUGAACGUGUAUUUACGUAAAAUAGAAUUCUGAAAUUGUGUCAGCACAACAGUCAAUGUUACUUCCAUGCAUGCAAGUUCGUACUUAUUCUAUAUAUACUGCGGUCAUUACGAUAUC